This is a messenger RNA of Zerene cesonia (dogface butterfly), 2214 nucleotides long. RefSeq names its product tyrosine-protein kinase receptor torso-like (gene torso). NCBI's taxonomy places the organism in Eukaryota, Metazoa, Arthropoda, Insecta, Lepidoptera, Pieridae. The transcript is spliced from 15 exons. Bases 1 to 2214 code for a protein of 737 amino acids. The record is from RefSeq and is a predicted model, not a curated record. Gene Ontology annotation, cellular component: signaling receptor complex. Gene Ontology annotation, molecular function: transmembrane receptor protein tyrosine kinase activity; ATP binding; protein binding. Gene Ontology annotation, biological process: positive regulation of kinase activity; multicellular organism development; protein phosphorylation.
AUGGGUCAUCAUUACGAAACUCAGAAGGAGCCGCCGUCGGUGGAAAUAAAAUGCCGAUUGGAGAAUACGCUUGCGUUUGUAAUACCACCAUCGAAGGAAGCGCAGAUAGUUGUUAUUAUUGAAGAUAACUCGCCUAAAUCGAUACUAAACUUUGUAUUGGUAAAACCGGGCAAUGAAAGCGGGGAAAUUAAUACACCAUCAGGCAACCAUACCUUAUGGACGGCAGUUAUGAACAGUGACGGGAGACCGUCAUUUUGGAAAAAAAAUCGAUACAUUCAAUCGUGGACAACUUUACCCCCUACAGCGAACAAGACCUAUGUCGCUUCACCCACUUUUCGAUUUGACAAGUAUGAACCAGGCUCAAGCGAUAUUGAUGCAGAAUUGGUCUGGAAUACUACGGAUCCGACGGAUAUGUGCUUUGAGGUAUUUAACCGCUGUGAAUCUUACCAGCCAGGAAAUGCAUUCAAAUUAAGCAUACGACCAAAUCAGCGCCGAUUGGUGGCGCUGAAAGACUUACCUCUGGACGACAUUUGCACCAUUACAAUCCUGGGAAAGUAUGGGAGAACGGAUUUUGAUUACCAAACACCAUCUUGUCAUGACAUUCCCGGUUGCCUGCCUAUUCCAGAUAAAAUAGAAAAUAUUAGUGUGUCAGUGACAGAAAUGAGUUCAGAAUCUUGGAGCGUUCACGUACAAUGGUUGAAGCCAAUACACCCUCCCAAUUACUACAUCGUGACUUUGCGGGCUGAAAAUGAUUAUGAGCAAAACGUUACAGGGUCUGCGUCAGAAGUGACAUUCCCGGAUGUCCACGAGGAGGGCAGGUACUACGUGUCCGUGUUCGCAUUCACGGAGAGCGGGAAAUCCGGGAACGGAAUACACGACUUCUUCCCACUUCACGAAGAGCAUGCUUCAGUGAGUUUGCUGGUGGGAGCGUGGGCUGCCGUCGCUGUCAUGUCUGUUGCAUUUGUUGUGGCUUUUGUGUGGUGGAAACGGUACAGAGACAUCAAGAAGAGGAAUAUGUACUUCCCGGGCCUUACGGAAAAGACGAAAGAGAGCGACGCGGAAUCCGAGUCAGUGUGGGAGGACGGGUGGGAGGUGCGCGCCGAGCGCGUGGUGUUGCACGAGCUGGUGGGCGAGGGCGCGUUCGGCGUCGUGCGCCGCGCCACGCUCGCGCCUGACAAUAGGGACGUCGCGGUCAAGAUGCUCAAGGAUUUCCCAUCUGUGGAAGAAAUUCGUUCUUUCCGCGCUGAAAUGGAACUAAUGAAGAGUGUUGGAAGUCAUCCGCAUAUCGUGAGCCUGGUGGGAUGCUGCAGAGGCAGAAAACCUUUCAUCAUUGCUGAGUACUGUAGUCGGGGAGACUUGCUUACUUAUCUCAGAUGUUCCUGGGACCUAAUGGUUACAAAGCGCAACGCUAAAUACUACAACAAUAACAAAGAAUUCGACUAUCGAGACGAUAUUAAAUACAAGCGAGACUCCAGGCUCGUGAUCAACAGACUGUACGACCUUCAAGGAGUCUGCGACACAGAGCUCACUGUACUUGACCUUCUUUCGUUUUGCCGACAAAUCGCUAUGGGCAUGGAGUUUCUAUCAUCCAACAGAGUUGUCCAUAGAGAUUUGGCAGCAAGGAAUAUAUUGGUGACUGCUGAUAGAACGCUGAAGAUCGCCGACUUUGGACUCUCUAGAGAUAUAUACCAGGACAACCAGUACAAGCAGAAGGGUAAUGGAAAGAUGCCCGUGAAGUGGAUGGCGCUAGAGUCCUUGACGCAUAGGAUAUACACGACGCAAAGUGAUGUGUGGUCGUUCGGCGUGGUGAUGUGGGAAGUUGUGACGGUGGGCGGCGCGCCGUACGCGGCGGUGAGCGCCGCGCGCCUGCCGCGCCUUCUGCGCGCCGGAUACCGCAUGCCGCGCCCGCCCAACUGCUCGCCGCUGCUGUACGAGGUGAUGCUGUCAUGCUGGCACGCGCGGCCUCGCUCGCGGCCCACGUUCGGCGAGCUGCACGCGCGGCUGGACGAGCUGCUGUGCGCGGGCGCGCGGCACUACCUGGAGCUGGCGCGGCCCGACGACGAGCCGCCGCCCUCGCCCACGCCGCAGCGGUACGUGCGCAUGAUUGUGAGAGGAAAAUGGCCGUGGUCGAAGCGAAGCUACAACAGGUCGAACACAGCAAACAAUUAUUCGCCUGCAGGUUAUAAGCUAUCUAACUCUCUACAAACUGACUAA